Messenger RNA from Oppiella nova, 1598 nucleotides. The record is from the annotation of a GenBank genome assembly. NCBI's taxonomy places the organism in Eukaryota, Metazoa, Arthropoda, Arachnida, Sarcoptiformes, Oppiidae.
UUUUGUUCGUCUAUUGAUACCAAACAUAAAAUAUUCACGAAUUUGGAUCAAUUGACCCGAAAAUUGGACUACAAAUUGGAUUAUUUUGUCGUAUUUUCAUCGGUCACGUGUGGUAAAGGAAAUGCCGGUCAGACUAACUACUCGUUUGGGAACUCUAUGUGUGAACGUAUUUGUGAACAAAGACGAAGAGAUGGAUUGCAUGGUCUGGCCAUACAGUACGGACCGGUCGGUGAUGUGGGAGUGUUUGAAGGCACGGAUCAAUUGUUGAAUUUUUCUGCGUUAAGAAAACAGCGGAUCAACUCGUGUUGCGAUGUUUUGGACAAAUUAUUGUCUGUUAAACAAGCGAUCGUUACAUCAUAUGUAAAAGUAGACCAAACUAAAGGUGAAUCAGGUGGCCGACAAAAGAAAAUGAUCAAGGAACUAUGGCGGGCACUGGGCAUUGAUCCGGACAACACCCCCAACCACCUAACCCUGGGUGAGAUCGGCAUCGAGUCUAUGUUCGCCGUAGAGUUACAGCAGGAACUGGAGAGGGAGUGGAAUAUGAAAGUCAGUCUCAAUAACGUGAAAAGUAUUACGAUCGGUAUGUUGAAGGACUACGAGGCCGGCAGAAUUGGCGAAAUCAAGAAGCACUUGGAUGAUAUUAGACGCGCCAAGGCAAAUUUGCUCAAGAUGAAAUUCUUGAUUCCCACCGAAACGCAUACCCGGUUGAAUAGUGUGAAAAAAGGGACACCGGUUUACAUGAUGCCGCCCGUUGAGGUCAACUUCGCGGGCAUGGAGGAGCUUGCUCAAAAGAUUAACCGACCGGUGAUAGGGCUCAACUGGACCCGGGAGGUGAGCCAACUGACCUCGCUCAAAGAGGUUAGCGAGUAUUACGUCAAGUUGCUAAAGAGCCUGGAGCCUAAAGGGCCGUACGAGGUGUUGGGGUAUUUCGAUGGCGCCAUCAUUUGCUCGAAACUGUUGCGCAAACAAAUGGUCAACAAAGCGGUUAUCGUUGACGUCAUAAACGACGCCCUUUUCCGCGACGAUGAGCCCACAGACGAAGAUUUGCUGAUAAUGUUGUUGACGAUCCUGUCGAAAGAGAUACCGGAGUCGUUUAAGGACAAAAUAGUGCGCGAGAUCAAAAAGGAGCCCAAUUUCCAAAACAAAGUGAAGUUAAUUAUCAAUGAGAUCGUGGACGUCGCUGGCAAAGGACUGGUAGCCAAUGAUAUGGAGCCCAUAUUCCUCAUAAUGAUAGCCCGGAUUCGUAUGCUAUCGGAGUAUAGACUCAAUAAACGCAAGAAGUUUUCAAAUAAAAUGAAACUCACGAUCGGAAAGAAAUGGGCGAAAAAGACGGGGAAAUUGGUUUUGAUUAAACCGUUUCAAUUCACUUCUGUCGAGGAUAUCGACGCUUUUCUCGAUAAGUCGAGGGACACCUAUUUCCUGCCCUCAACUGAUGACAACAACGAGAAUAUAAUUACGGAGCCAAUCGAUAAUGAGAUGCCGUUUGACCUGGCUGCCACGGUCAUUGUGGACAAAAUUGUUGAGUCGUUUAAAUAAUACAUAUUCAUAAUAAAGGUUAUUAAACAAGCAAGCAAUUUACAUGAUAAGUUCGCUUUAUC